AUGGUCAAGAAGCGAGCAUCCAACGGUCGCAACAAGAAGGGCCGCGGCCACGUUAAGCCCAUCCGCUGCUCUAACUGCUCCCGAUGCACUCCCAAGGACAAGGCAAUCAAGAGAUUCACUAUCCGCAAUAUGGUUGAGUCUGCUGCCAUCCGUGAUAUCUCCGAUGCCUCCGUCUUCCCCGAGUACACUGUCCCCAAGAUGUACUUGAAGCUCCAGUACUGCGUCUCCUGCGCCAUCCACGGCAAGAUCGUCCGUGUCCGUUCAAGGGAGGGUCGCCGCAACCGUGCUCCCCCGCCGCGUGUGCGAUACAACAAGGACGGAAAGAAGGUGAACCCUAACCAGGCUGCCCCGAAGCAGGGUGUUGCCGCGUAA
Didymosphaeria variabile is the source of this 372-nucleotide messenger RNA. It is a transcript of the gene RPS26A, whose product is annotated as 40S ribosomal protein S26. Lineage: Eukaryota; Fungi; Ascomycota; Dothideomycetes; Pleosporales; Didymosphaeriaceae. The transcript has 4 exons. The record is from RefSeq and is a predicted model, not a curated record. Gene Ontology annotation, biological process: translation. Bases 1 to 372 code for a protein of 123 amino acids. Gene Ontology annotation, cellular component: cytosolic small ribosomal subunit; ribosome. Gene Ontology annotation, molecular function: structural constituent of ribosome; mRNA binding.